AUGAAGCCGCAGGACCCGCCCAAGUACGAGUUCGAGUAUGCCGUGCGUGACUACGACUCGGAGUUCGGGCAGCAGGAGGCCCGGGACGGUGGCAACACGGCCGGCUCGUACCUGGUGAGGCUGCCCGACUCGCGGCUGCAGCGCGUCCUCUACCGUGUCGACGGCGACUCGGGCUUCCAGGCGGACGUGCAGUUCGACGGCCAGGCCCAGCACCCGGCCCGCUACGACCGACCGGCAGCUAGCAAGCGCAGCUACCCCGUCGCCGCUCCCGGACCGCAACAUGGUCCGACCUCGAGAGCCAGCUCACGUGUCUCCUAG
Messenger RNA from Pollicipes pollicipes, 318 nucleotides. Its product is annotated as cuticle protein 19-like. Gene Ontology annotation, cellular component: extracellular matrix. The record is from RefSeq and is a predicted model, not a curated record. Lineage: Eukaryota; Metazoa; Arthropoda; Thecostraca; Pollicipedomorpha; Pollicipedidae. Bases 1 to 318 code for a protein of 105 amino acids. The transcript is spliced from 3 exons.